Scylla paramamosain (green mud crab) is the source of this 3076-nucleotide messenger RNA. RefSeq lists its product as uncharacterized. The record is from RefSeq and is a predicted model, not a curated record. NCBI's taxonomy places the organism in Eukaryota, Metazoa, Arthropoda, Malacostraca, Decapoda, Portunidae. The transcript has 4 exons. The coding region runs from base 450 to 1106 and encodes 218 amino acids. Gene Ontology annotation, molecular function: structural constituent of chitin-based larval cuticle. Gene Ontology annotation, cellular component: chitin-based extracellular matrix.
GUGGCGAGCGAGCGUGGCUUCCAGGGAUCGCACGUGGCACCUGAACAUGACGUCACACUUUUGAGGUUAACUUUCACUCUCGGACCAUUUUCUAUCGCCUUCCUCGUCCCUCGCCAGCCAGCCAGCCAGCCAUUCAUGCGCCACCCUCCCCGCGCGUCGUAUCUACCUGUACUUGGACCUGUAUGUGUGUGCGUGUGUGUGUUUGUGCGUCGAGACUCGUGUCUAGCUGUCCUGCCGUCCCUCCAGCACCGCACCUCUCGCCAGUGUAAGAAGUGACCCUCAGCAGGACACAGCAACCCGCCUCUACGCUGCACCAACAAUCUAAGCGUCCCUUUGUGCAACUCCAGUACAUUGCGUCUUACAGCAUCACCAACACUAGCUACAGCAGCGGCUACAGAUACAAUAGGGGAACAACAACAGGAACAGCAGCAGUAAAUCACAGCAACAGCAUGAACACCUGGUUUGCUUUGUUUCUACUGGUGACGGCGGGACUGGCCUUCACCUCGGCCUUCCCGGAGAAACUGGAAGCCCUCGAGGACAACCUGGAGGAUGAUGAAUAUGAGGAAGAGCCAAAGAGACCCUACAGUUUCUCGUGGGCUGCCGCUCGCCACUACAACGGCGACCCGGACCGCGAGCACCAGGAGCAGCGAGGCGAGGAUGGCAUUACCCGCGGCGUUUAUAGGUAUGUUGACCCUCGACUUAGAGUACAAGAGGUCGUGUACUAUGCUGACGACCAAGGCUUCCACGUGGACGCCUCCAAUCUGCCCAAGGACACAGCAGCCGUCCAGAAUGCCAAGACGCAUCACGAGGAACUCUUCGAAAAGAUACGACAGGAACACGCUCGCAUCGCAGCCGAGAGGGCGCUGCUGGAGUCCCAGGAGAACCAGUAUGUUGAUCCUCGAGACAGAGUACAAGAGAUCGUGUAUUAUGCUGACGACCAAGGCUUCCACGUGCAGCGAGCCUCCAAUCUGCCCAAGGAAACAGCGGCCGUCCAGAAGGCCAGGAAGUAUCAUGAGGAGCUCUUCGAAAAGAUCCGACAGGAACACGCUCGCAUCGCAGCCGAGAGGGCGCUUCUGGAGUCCCAGGAAAAACAGUACCAAAUUUAAAUGACUCACGGACAACGACCCUCCCUGGAACUUCACCACUUGAUGGAGAGAAAAAAUUUUUAGAGCGCGAUUCUUGGAUCUUGCUGAGAAAAAGAGGAACAAAAAGAAAUUAAUGAAAAUGUGUAAUUUCAUCAUGCUUAAGAACGGUCACGUGACUUAGCACAUUAUAAUAAUUAAUUCGUCGGGUUUUCAAUGCGCUACAAAAAUAUUAGCAUCAUCCCAGAGGAAGAUUGUGACGUGUCCGGUGUUGGAGAGCAGGGGGAGGAUGAAUGUUCCCAUAUUACAACAUUAUCUAUGUGCCUUAUUUGUAUUAUUACAACUAAAACAUUUACAUAUUACUUUGUUAACUUAUUCAGUAUUUUCUUCUUUUUUCUCGCUAGGUGGUUAGUGGUUAGUGAUAGGAUAUGGUAAAUAUGUAAGCUCUGCAUCCCCGUCAUUACUCAUAGUAUCAUCCGUCAGGUUUUGCAGGACUGUCAGCAGAUCAGAGGACUUACGACAGAGUGAAAUCGCAAAAUACAAUGGAAGCGAGUCAGGAAGAUCAUUUCUGACUACGACUGAACAAUGCAGCACGUGUCACCUAAACAUGGGCACAACGUCCAGCGUAUCACUAAGAUUCUCAGCCAGUCACCAUUGUUUUACAUCCCAGUGGUAGGCAGACUUAUCUUUUCAGGUACAGAGAUACUUCCAGAACAGCGUGGCGAAAGAAAGGCAGCCUAAAGAUGAGAUCUUUGUACAGUCGUUAUCAGAAUAUUCGAACUACCUUCUAGUCUUGUUUCCACUCAAUUCACUAAGCCAUUCCAACCAGCGUCUCGGCAUCUGGUGACAUCUGGAACCUUUUUUGUAUUCCUCCGCGUGCAUUCCAGCGUCUUUUGUUAGUCGUGGACCAAGCCCGAUCUAGUGUUUUGUGUAUUUCUUUCAAUCUUAAAUAAUCUAAUAUCGUGAAAAUCUGUUGGUUUCGCUGGUUUUUCUUCCUUUUAAUAGUUCAGUAGACUAAAGAUUAAAAUAAUAAUGCAAAACACAACGGGAAUGAGUGCAAAAGGCUGCUCAGCUUGUGACUAAGGUUGUGCCAAGAGACCUGUGAACCAUUAUUAUAGUCGAUUCAUUUCACGUGUAUUAGCUCAUGCCAUUACAUGAAUAUUGCUAUUGCUUGGAAUGCAUCACUCACCAGCAUCCCGUCAUCACUUCUCGCUUCUCUUGCAGCGUCAUCUAGUCGAGAUUCUGUGCAUCGUUUGAGUUUAGAAUUCAACUUCCCCGUGGGAGAAGAGAAUAAUUCAUUACUCCAGUGCUCGCCUUAUACAGUGCAUCACCUAUAAGCUAAACUUUAUACUAUUCUCUAUCUAUAUCAUAUUAUGUGUUAUAACUUAUGUAAAUUAUGCAUUAAGUAGGUAAUAGUUAUAUCAUGGACCGCAUUCUCAAACGUUUCAGUGCUUUAUCCCCACUUCUUUUGACAGGGUCAAGUCGAAAUUAUUGAAAAGUGUUCUCUCCAUUCGAAUGAUACUUUAAUAAGGUUCUUUAUCAUCAGUCAAAAAAAAAAAAAAAAAAAAAACAUGGGAACGUGAUUACUCAUCUCUAUGACCUUUGAAAAUAAUCCCAGUGAGAGGGCAAAAUGUUCCAAAGUUCGAAUCCUCGUCUCCAAAUUCUGCUUCAUAGCUUCCUGUGCAGAGUUGUUCCUCAAGGAGUGGCAUUGUAGAUAACUCUUUAGCUUGAAUUCUUAAACGCGUUAGCUUCUCAUAAGGACUAUUGGAGUUUUCACGGCGUUUUUCCCACUGAUGAUGCAUAAUACUCGUAAAGUUAUGACUAGAAUCACGAAAACACCUUCGAGGUCAAAAUAACUUCCAAUGGUAUUUUCAAAGUGGUCAAGAUGAGACACCAGAAUGUUUGAGAACGCGAUCUUAUGUAAGUCCCAGAGGAGGAGAUGGUGACAUGAGCGACACGUUUGUAGCAUUGUGACAAUAAAGGCUGUUAUCGUA